Angiostrongylus costaricensis is the source of this 792-nucleotide messenger RNA. The record is from the annotation of a GenBank genome assembly. Lineage: Eukaryota; Metazoa; Nematoda; Chromadorea; Rhabditida; Metastrongylidae.
AUGAGGAAGAAAUUAUGGAAGGCAUUGAAUGGAUUGCUUUGCGUCUACAAACCAGUUGAUUUGUCCGUUAUGGGAUUAAAGAAGCAGAUAGUCAAACGGAUUUGUACCGAUGGUAAUGAAGUUGUGGGAUUUCCACGGUUGCCAACGAUUAAAAUGCCGGUGGUAGAACCUCACGAGAAGUCCGGAGCACUCGUUGUAGUCGGAGAACGUGAAGUAGAGGAUUACACAAUGCAUCCUCUUGUGUCUGGUGAUGCUUUCCGACCAGAAGAUAUUAGAUUGGAGGAAGUUCAUCAGAUGGAGAGUACAUCAUCCGGAAUUUGUCAUCAUGUCACUCGUCACAAAUUGGAGAAAUUAAUAGCUCGUAUUCAGUCAGAUUAUCGAAAAAGAGCGUUCGAAACAGCAGAGGUGGACCUGCAGGUCCGUUGGGUUUCGCUUCAUGUUUUACGGAGCGAAGAAGCCUUUGACUUGGCUCGCAAAGGGAUUCCAAGAGCACGAUUGUUCGGAACACAGAUAAUCUACGAAUGUUCAGUGAAAUAUUUUCAUUUGCCGGCCUCUCUUGGACCAUUCCAUUCAAGUCAUGCAUUGCUAGAGAAGCAGAUAUCACUGCAGAACAUUCUCCGGAAUAUAGAACUGUGCAGGAGAAUAAUGAACAGUUUGGGUAAGGACGAAGGAGUUGUUUACGAGAAUAAUUCACCUUACGAAGAGGUCAGAGAAGUUGUAGACGGACUUGAUUUGCAUAUAGAUCGUGAAUAUGAUGCGAUGAGACCUGUUUGGCCAAGAAAUUAUACUUGA